This is a messenger RNA of Penicillium bovifimosum, 285 nucleotides long. RefSeq lists its product as uncharacterized. NCBI's taxonomy places the organism in Eukaryota, Fungi, Ascomycota, Eurotiomycetes, Eurotiales, Aspergillaceae. Bases 1 to 285 code for a protein of 94 amino acids. The transcript has 2 exons. The record is from RefSeq and is a predicted model, not a curated record.
AUGCUGGAGGAAGGUGCUGAAGAAGUUAUUUCAGACGAUCGGAUCAUGAUGAUUCGGAUGCAUUCAAUCGAGCUUGGAGACCCUGUGUCGGGCCGACGAUACACUCAAAAGGAGACACCUACUCCUUCUGAAGAACCUACAGAUCUGUCUUCAGACACCGGUCUUCUGCUUGUUCCGCUCCUUCUCUUCUCCAGGCUUUUCCCGUUCACAUACAAAAAGCUUGGAGAGGAGAAGAAGUUGAAGAGCUAUGUGUCCCCUGAAUCAUUUCUUCAAUAUUAUGGCUGA